GCCAUGUACACGUUACAUAUUCCCACCCCCUGUCAGAUCGACUGCUUACCUGUGGCUUGACGUCAACACCCAAGCCACCCAGACGUUACCACACGUAUCAAGGAAACAGGAUGAUGUUGGCGGGUGUCAUGGCCGGCAUGGGUAGUUGGUAGUUACUUGGUCCAUAGCAAGAUAGACGCAGGCCUUGUACGAAUGCGCGAAAUCAAGUUCUAGCUAGGAUAUCUAGAUCUAGGCCAUCGGUGACGUCUUUGCUCCAAGUAUGACAUGGCCGCAUGGAUGCGAAGACUUCGACGGCCAAGACGCCUCUCCCUAGCCGUACCUUAUGUAAAUACUCUAGUCCAACAAGUCUAACCAUGGAGGAUCCAUUUGUUAACUGAAUCAUAUCCAAAUCUAUUCUCUCAAAUUAUCUCACUUUUCAUACAGCUAUCUUUGUCAACUAUUGCACCUAAAGUCUGUGAAAUUAACUCAGAAGUGUAUUGGAAAAUGUCGUCUCCCAGCCCCUCAGGAUCUGGAUCAAGGUCCCGUCAAGGCCGUCGCCGAAGCCGUAACCAGUCCCGGCGACAAGAAGCCACUGCCCCGCAGCCAGAGCCGCAGAACCAGCAAUAUUCGGACGAGGAGGAAAGCGCAGAAGAUGUCGAAGCAACACCUCAACCUCAACCACAGCGACGACGGCGCCAGCGUAACCAACAGACGCAACAGCAGCAGCAGCAGCAGCAAGGUGGAGGGCCUUUAGGUGGCCUCGGAGGUGUUGACCAAAUGCUCCCCGUCAACGACCUCGGUCAAACGGCGAACAACCUGACUAACUCGGCAACUGGAACGCUGGGCAACGUCGCUGGAGGCGCGCUCAACCAGGGCGGCGGUGGCGGCGGAAAGUCUGAUACUUUACGUCUCAGGCUAGAUCUCAACCUCGAGGUUGAGGUCACCUUGAAAGCAAGGAUCCACGGUGAUCUAGAGUUAGCGUUACUUAAUUAAUGAAGAACAAUGUAAUGGUGCAAUAGACCACUUUUCACAGGCAUUCAAUGUCUAUUGAGUUCUACUUCAGUUUAUACUUGAGAGAUUACAUCGCCACUUGGGAGUUUUUGCCAUCUACCUAUACUUGGCAACACUGACUGGAAUUCUAUCUUUUCGUUUCCUCGAUUCUUAGGGUUCUAGGUAACUACCUACCUAAGGUACCUACCUACCUUAUGAAUACAUGUAUCUAGAUUUUCACGAAUCUCAUUUUAAUAUGAUGUCAGGGAUGUGC
This is a messenger RNA of Daldinia caldariorum, 1243 nucleotides long. RefSeq lists its product as uncharacterized. NCBI's taxonomy places the organism in Eukaryota, Fungi, Ascomycota, Sordariomycetes, Xylariales, Hypoxylaceae. The record is from RefSeq and is a predicted model, not a curated record. The coding region runs from base 484 to 972 and encodes 162 amino acids. The transcript is spliced from 2 exons.